This is a messenger RNA of Salvia hispanica, 1166 nucleotides long. RefSeq lists its product as uncharacterized. NCBI's taxonomy places the organism in Eukaryota, Viridiplantae, Streptophyta, Magnoliopsida, Lamiales, Lamiaceae. The record is from RefSeq and is a predicted model, not a curated record.
UCUUCACAUCAGCCUAAUCCAAACUCCACUUCAGUUUCUUGCUCUUCCUCUCUCUUGCCACCAAUGGCAACACUUGUCAAACCAAUUACUUGUUUCAUUCUGAUAAUUUUAACGACAUGUUGCCAAACUCAAGCUAGAGAGAGCAAAUUCUUCUCCAAAUAUGCUCACCUAGCCACAAACAAUUUUGUCUCAGUACCUAGUAGUUCUAAUCUCAAAAUAGAUGUCCCUUCAUCUCCAACUCCAUCCUCAGCUCCCACCCCAUCCACAAGCCAAAUCAGCGGCGUCCCAGCGACGUCCCCCUACUCCAGCCCGUCCCCGUCCCCCACAACUCUCGGGGAUGAAGAGAGCCCAUCCCCGGCCCCCACAAUUGAAGGCAUCGAAUACAGCCCGGCACCUACUCCUACAGGGGCCGGAGAGAGCCUUGCCCCGACUCCAGAGUACAACCUGGCACCAACCCCUAGUAUGACAAGCGCCGGAGAUAGCCCUGCCCCGGCCCCAUUUGAGGAUGAGGAAGAAGAUGAGGAUGAGUUUUCCUCUGAAAAUCCAGAGGAACUGAACAACGACAACAACAACAGAGAAGCCUACACCUAUACCAAGAGCGGGGCACAAGGCAUGAGUGAUGCGAGAAUAGAAGGCAACAAGUACUACUAUGACAACGAGGGGAUGAGCGAUACGAGAAUACAAGGCAGCAGUGAGUACUACUACAAUGCCGAGCACAACAACUACAGCCCUGGUGGCCACGAAAGCCAACCACAGGGGAUGAGUGACACAAGGAACAACAAGUACUACUAUGACAACGAACCACAGGGGAUGAGUGACACGAGAAUAGAAAACAACAACAAGUACUACAACUACAGUCCGGUGGGAGGCGAGAGCAGCAAUGAGGAGGGAUACUACUACAAUGGGAGCUACAACAAGUCCAAAUAUGAGUUCGAUUCGAUGGAAGAGUAUGAGAAUCAGCAAGGGUAUGCAGAUGUUCAACAGGAGUUCAUCAAUCCUUGAACGAUUUAAGGGUGUCCUUUUUUGGUGAUGAGACAGGGUUUGAAUUUACUUGCAACGGGGUUCUGUUGUAGACUAAAUACUUCCAACUUCUUUGCCUUUUUUGCUCUGUUUUUCCCUUUGCAUUGGGCAAUUGCCAAGUUGAUGAAUGGAACUUCUUGCAAUUA